Molecule: messenger RNA, 1336 nt
Organism: Theileria parva strain Muguga
Lineage: Eukaryota; Apicomplexa; Aconoidasida; Piroplasmida; Theileriidae
Product: Thrombospondin type 1 domain protein
Exons: 4
Coding region: 59-1336 (425 amino acids)
Biological process (GO): signal transduction
Source: RefSeq, a predicted model, not a curated record
GAUUUUGUAAAAACAGUGUAUUAUAAAAAAGUAUCUGAAAAUAAUUAGAAGUUCAAAAAUGGGCUCAGAUGUGUUAACUGAUGAGGCUGAAAAGUUAAAGGAGUUAGCGAGGUCCAAGGGGCUUUUAUUACCAAAUUUGGAUGAAAUUAAUCCUAAUGUUGAAAGAGAAGAUUAUAAUCUUUCAAUAAUUGAUAUUUCUAACAAAUUUGAGGGGAUAUAUACUCUAAUUCAGGACAUAAGAGGUAGGAAAUUCAAGUACGAUAAUCUCACUAACUGGAACCCCUUUCAAUUCGAGUAUCAUCAUGGUUGUAAACCUUUCUUCACCAAAAAUAUUGAAAAUUUUGGCUAUGAUCCUAACACAUCGAACUGCAAGUGCCCUGAAAAGUAUUUUCCCUGUACUUUAAAUCAUGCUCUUUCUGACAUUUCAAAUUGGUCAAACAGCAUACGUGAGGAAAAUACGGAUGGCCCAGUGGAAGAUUUAGCCAUUGUUGUCGAUGGUCUACAAAAGAUAGAUAUCCAGGGCAAAUCAAUCACGAAAGAAGGUGAACUAACUGGUUUGAAUGAAUCACAAGGUGACUCAAACCUUGAGAACCAAAUUUGCAAGAGUUCUGACGUCAUACUUUGCUCUUCUAAGGGCUUUGUAACCCAAAAUACUCAGUGGUCAGAUUGGAGUGGGUGUAGUACCAAAUGUGGCCCUGGAAUCCAGGAAAGAUUCAGAAUAACUUACAACGAAAAUAAUUACAAACUACUUAAGGAAUCAAGAGCCUGUGAAUUGGCCAAAUGCCCUUACAAAUAUGCCUCGGAUGGAGCUAAAUGUGUUCUCACAAAAACAAAAACAUACGCACGUUUGGACGACCAAUUUGACCCAUCAUAUCAAAUAGCCGAAUGCGAAUGUAAGGAAGGGGAAAGAUUAUGUACUUCUGAUGAAGCCUACAAAUCAAUCAAUGGCUGGAUUUCACCAUUUAGAGAAUACUGUGAUUCAGAGCUAACCAAGAAUCAGGAUUCUAACAUAUUACAAAAGGAUAUCAUGGACAAAGGAAAGGAAAUCUUCGGGAAAGGUUUAAAAAUCGAAUUUUCAGACGGUUUCUACUUCGACUGUUCUGAGAAUUGGGGAAUAGGCCAGCCGAAUGACUUACACAUAUACUGUAAAACAGGAUCGCCGGUGUUGUGUACAAAGGAAAGUCCAAUCGAUUAUCCAGAAUUGCCGGUCUCUUUGGCUGAGGUUCAAUCGUAUAUAAGAAUCAGAAGUGAUUAUACUGGGUUCAUUUUAGCGGGCUUUGUGUUAAUAUUGCUGAUGAUUCUAUUUAAAAUUUUUAACAAGAAAAGUCGAAAUUAA